UCAUUUCAAAGAUCUAAAUCGUUUAUGUUGUAGAAAUCAUCAAGGACAGUAACCCCAGUAAAAGUGAUCGUAAUCGGAUACAAAGAGACAUAUUAUCGAGAUGUUAAAUGAAGUUUUUGAGUCUAUAAUAAUGGGUUUGGCUGCAUUGAAUCAAAUCCAAUAAAACUGGCUUUUGGAAAUCGUUUAGCCUUUAACCAGAUCAGAAUCGGAACCACCCCAAAAAUCCUAAUCGUGAAUCGAACGGAGCUCCGGCGACGAUAGGCACAGCUGUAAUAUUUGUCUUAAAUGGCUAACAAGGUUCAAGUCCCUACAAGAAACUCAGCACUCAUUGCUAUGAUUGCUGAUGAGGACACAAUAACUGGAUUUUUACUGGCUGGAGUUGGAAAUGUGGACUUGAGAAGGAAGACAAAUUACCUUAUUGUGGACUCAAAAACUACUGUUAAACAAAUUGAGGAAGCGUUCAAAGAGUUCACAACAAGAGAGGACAUUGCAAUUGUGAUGAUCAGUCAGUAUGUUGCAAACAUGAUAAGGUUUUUGGUGGAUAGCUACAACAAGCCAGUUCCAGCAAUAUUGGAGAUUCCUUCCAAGGACCAUCCUUAUGAUCCUACCCAUGAUUCGGUUCUUUCACGAGUGAAGUACCUCUUCUCUGCUGAAUCAGUGGCUUCUGGGAGGCGUUAAUUCUGCCUGUAGUUAUAUCAUGUUUCACACCAUUUCCCUUGUGUUGUGUCGUGUGUAUCCUGAAACACUUUUUUUGCUUGCUUAUCUUAAUUCUUUUGACGAAACAUGUUUCAAGUUCGAGCUAUAGUUGUUCUAGAUUGAAAUUCUGAAUAAGCUACUUUUGUCGAAAGCAGUCGUUGAAUGCUUCUUUCUAUAUUGCAAAUGACUUAAACUGGAUUUGGGUGAUAAA
Rhododendron vialii is the source of this 907-nucleotide messenger RNA. RefSeq names its product V-type proton ATPase subunit F. Gene Ontology annotation, biological process: proton transmembrane transport. The transcript is spliced from 5 exons. Gene Ontology annotation, molecular function: proton-transporting ATPase activity, rotational mechanism. Gene Ontology annotation, cellular component: membrane; proton-transporting V-type ATPase, V1 domain. The record is from RefSeq and is a predicted model, not a curated record. Lineage: Eukaryota; Viridiplantae; Streptophyta; Magnoliopsida; Ericales; Ericaceae. Bases 286 to 678 code for a protein of 130 amino acids.